AUGCCAGCCGCUCGUAAAAGCAUCCGCGUCGUCUGCAGAUUGGAGCGCAGAGGUAAGGUCGCAGAGCAAUUAAAGCGUGCCGACGUCGUGGUGCUCACAUAUGCAUGCGAUCGACCUUCGACGCUGAGCCGCCUUAGCUCGUUCUGGCUUCCCGAGCUUCGCCGAUUAGGGAUCGAGGCACCAGUGAUUGUGGUUGGUUGCAAGCUAGAUCUGCGAAAAGAGGAAUUUAAUUUAACCGAUGAAAUUGUGCCGCUCAUGCAGCAGUUCGGGGAGACCGAAGCUUUCAUUGAAUGUUCGGCAGCUCACUUCAGGCAGAUUCAAGAAGUAUUUAACUAUGCACAAAAGGCAACCCUUCACCCAUCAGCUCCAUUGUUUCAUCGUGAAACCCAGGUUUUAAGACCUCGAUGCAAGAGAGCACUGAAGAGGAUAUUUAUUCUUUUUGAUCAUGAUAAGGAUGGUGCUCUUAAUGAUGAAGAGCUCACUAACUUUCAGCAGGUUACAUGUUUCGGUUAUCCUUUGCGACUUGCUGAUGUAGUGAGCAUUAAGAGUUUGGUACAAGAGAAGUUGCUUGGUAUUACCAUAGAGGGCUUUCUUUUCCUUCAUGUUCUAUUUAAAGGGAAAGGCCAAGUAGAUAACACAUGGACUGUUUUAAGAAAAUUUGGUUACAACGAGGAGCUAAAACUUAGGGAUGAUUACUUAUCAGUUCCCAACAAAAAGUCUCCAGAUCAGAGUGUUGAAUUGACAAGUGAAGCUAUAAAAUUUCUUAAGGGAAUCUUCAGCAUAUUCGAUGAUGAUAAAGAUGGAUUUCUUAGCGAUGGUGAGCUUGAAGAUCUAUUUUCAACUGCACCAGAGAGUCCAUGGGAUGAAGCUCCUUAUAAGGACGCGGUCCUGAGAACUCCGUCGGGUGGAUUAUCUCUUUCUGGAUUUCUAUUAGAGUGGUCUUUGAUGACAUCGCUUGAUCCAGCUCAAAGUGUAGUAAACUUAAUAUAUGUUGGCUACAAAUUCAAUGCAGCAUCAGCUCUUCACAUCACUACGAGAAGAUCAAUAGAUAAAAAGAAGCAACAGACUGACAGAAAUGUUUUCCAAUGCUACGUCUUCGGACCUAAAAAAGCUGGGAAGUCUGUAUUUUUUACUUCAUUGUUGGGAAGACCUUUUCCUGAAAAUUACAUUCCGACAGCUGACAAACAAUAUGCUGUGAAUAUUGUUAAUCGGCGUGGGGGCAAUAAGAAAACUCUCAUACUUCGGGAGAUUCCAGAAGAUGGAGCUAAGAGACUAUUGUACAAUAAGGAAUGUCUGGCUGCUUGUGAUGUAGCUGUUUUCAUGUAUAACAGCUCAAACGAGUCUUCUUUUAAAGGUGCAACAGAAUUGCUCUCACUCGUUGCCAGGCUAGGGGAAGAGACUGGUUAUGGGAUGCCUUGCCUUCUCAUUGCAUCUGAAGACUAUCGUGAUUCUAAUGCGAAAGUGAAAAAUGAUUCCGCAAAGAUUUGUCUGAAUAUGGGGAUUGAUGCACCUAUUCACAUGAGCAUGAAGGAUAGAGAUAAAAAUGACGUAUUCUCAAGAAUAAUAAAUGCUGCCGAGCGCCCUCAUCUGAGCAUACCCGACACUGAUAUUGGCCGCCGCCAAAAGCAGUAUCGCCAGCUUGUCACACAUCCAGCCACACCUCCCAGUUGGAGCUGCUGCUACUUUUGUUGGGCUGGCGGCAUUUCGAGCCUAUGUAGCAAGAACGAACAACUCAGGUUAGUUUUGGCGUUGGGCUUGGGUAAAUAUCUUUGCGCAUUUUGGGAGUCUUAG
Striga hermonthica is the source of this 1791-nucleotide messenger RNA. The record is from the annotation of a GenBank genome assembly. NCBI's taxonomy places the organism in Eukaryota, Viridiplantae, Streptophyta, Magnoliopsida, Lamiales, Orobanchaceae.